AUGACUUUGAACGUUCUGGUAUUGGGAAACGGUGGUAGAGAACACGCUUUGGUAUGGAAGCUCGCUGCAUCGCCCUCGGUGGAAAAAGUAUAUGUGGCUCCUGGUAACGGAGGAACUGCGAAGAUGGGCUCGAAAGUCGUUAACGUAAGCGACUUGAGUCCGAUCCCAGCUCAAUUCGGAUCUUUGCAGAAAUUUGCAGUAGAACAUAACGUUGGCUUGGUGGUCCCUGGGCCUGAACAACCACUUGUCGACGGUAUUUCUGACGUCUUUGCAAAAGUUGGCAUCCCAGUUUUUGGCCCAUCCGCCAAGGCCGCCAUCUUCGAAGGCUCUAAGACUUUUUCCAAAGAUUUCAUGGCUAAGCACAACAUUCCUACCGCUCGCUACGCCAAUUUCGACGACUACGAAAAAGCUAAGGCUUAUUUGGAGAAAGUUGACUAUCAAGUGGUUCUUAAAGCGGAUGGUAUUGCUGGAGGCAAAGGUGUGUUAAUUCCAACCUCAUCGCAAGAAGCGCAAGACGCUUUGAAGGCUUUGAUGGUCGAAAGACAGUUUGGCGCUGCCGGCGACUCCAUCGUAAUUGAAGAAUUUUUGGAGGGUGACGAAAUUUCCAUCCUGACAAUUUCUGAUGGUUACUCAUAUUUCAACCUUCCACCAGCCCAGGAUCACAAGAGGGUCGGUGAAAAUGAUACAGGCCUGAACACAGGCGGCAUGGGUGCCUACGCACCAGCUCCAGCUGCUACUCCAGCUCUUUUGAAAAAAAUGGAAGAAGAGGCUAUUAAACCUACCAUUGAUGGUAUGAGAAAAGACGGUCUACCCUUUGUCGGUGUCUUAUUCACUGGCUUUAUCUUGACGAAAGACGGUCCAAAGGUAUUAGAAUACAAUGUUAGGUUCGGAGAUCCUGAAACCCAGACUGUUUUGCCUCUCUUGUCAGAUGACACCGAUUUGGCCCAAGUUUUCUUAGCCGCUGCUGAGCACAGACUCGAUUCUGUGGAAAUAACGCUGAAAGAAAAUUGUUUUGCUACCACUGUUGUUCUUGCAGCUGGCGGAUACCCUGAAUCUUACUCCAAAGGUGAAGUUAUGACUAUCGAUACCACUACUCUUCCAAAGGACGCUUACAUUUUUCAUGCAGGUACCAAAGAAGACAAUGGAAAAAUCCUUACUGCCGGUGGCAGAGUCAUUGCAGCUUCUGCUGUUGCACCUACUUUAAGAGAAGCCGUUGAUAAAGCCUACCAAGGUGUCGAAUGCAUCAAAUUCAACAACAGAUAUUUCAGAAAAGAUAUUGGACAUCGCGCCUUCAAGGCUGCUGAAAAAUCUGAGAUAGCUGCUAAGUCUAUAACCUAUGCCGAAGCUGGUGUAUCAGUCGACAACGGUAAUCUACUUGUUCAAAAAAUCAAAGAGAAAGUCAAAUCGACGAGGAGAUCGGGCGCUGAUUCCGACAUUGGUGGCUUUGGUGGUCUAUUUGAUUUGAAAGCCGCCGGCUACAAUACGGAUGAAACUCUGUUAGUGGCUGCUACUGACGGUGUCGGUACUAAACUAAUGGUUGCUCAAGAAACUGAGAUACAUGACUCUGUCGGUAUUGAUCUAGUUGCAAUGAAUGUCAACGACCUGGUUGUACAAGGUGCAGAGCCAUUGAUUUUCCUAGAUUACUUUGCUACUGGCGCCUUGGACAUCAAAGUCGCUUCUGACUUUGUCUCUGGUGUUGCAGAUGGUUGUAUUGCUGCCGGAUGUGCUUUAGUCGGUGGUGAGACCUCUGAAAUGCCUGGCAUGUACCCUGCCGGCCACUACGAUACCAAUGGUACCGCUGUCGGUGCUGUCAACAGAAAUGCCAUCUUGCCCAAAAUCGAGAACAUGGCUGCUGGCAAUGUCUUGCUAGGUUUAGGAUCUGACGGUCUGCACUCGAACGGUUUCUCCUUGGUGAGAAAAAUUAUCGAAACAGUUGAGUUGCAGUGGAAUGACCAAUGUCCAUGGGAUGCUUCAAAGACAGUGGGAGAGGCUACGCUUGUUCCUACCAGAAUUUAUGUCAAACAGCUUCUGCCAUCUAUCAGAGAAAAUCUAUUGUUAGGCCUAGCCCACAUCACUGGUGGUGGUUUAGUCGAAAACAUUCCCCGUGCAUUGCCAAACAACUUGCAGGCCAAGGUUGAUAUGAAUACCUGGGAAGUACCCGAGGUUUUCAAGUGGUUCGGUAAAGCUGGUAACGUCCCUGUUGAUGACAUCUUGAAAACCUUGAACAUGGGGAUUGGUAUGGUUUUGAUUGUGGAGAAGCAAAACGUUGCUAGAGUCAAAGAGUUGUUGGCAGAAGCGAACGAAAGAGUUUACGAGAUUGGUACUCUGGUUGAGAAGCCUGUCAAUGCGCCAGGGUGUGUUGUUGACAAUGCUACCAACCUGUAUUGA
Messenger RNA from Lachancea nothofagi CBS 11611, 2388 nucleotides. NCBI's taxonomy places the organism in Eukaryota, Fungi, Ascomycota, Saccharomycetes, Saccharomycetales, Saccharomycetaceae. The record is from the annotation of a GenBank genome assembly.